Messenger RNA from Mytilus trossulus (common blue mussel), 5272 nucleotides. RefSeq names its product probable serine/threonine-protein kinase yakA. Gene Ontology annotation, molecular function: ATP binding; protein serine/threonine kinase activity. Lineage: Eukaryota; Metazoa; Mollusca; Bivalvia; Mytilida; Mytilidae. Gene Ontology annotation, cellular component: nucleus. The record is from RefSeq and is a predicted model, not a curated record. The transcript has 13 exons. Gene Ontology annotation, biological process: regulation of RNA splicing; protein phosphorylation. Bases 2065 to 5049 code for a protein of 994 amino acids.
UCGAUUGUCAACUGUGAAAGGAAAAAAAAAAUAAAAAAGUUUUGAGUUUAGAUUUGAUGAAAGGUUUGAAUAGUUGGUUCAUUUCUUUUGUUUGAUAGAAUACGUUUGAUAUCAGUUAGUCACUAAUUGAAUGAAGAUUUGAUUACAAUGACAAACAAUUCUUUCAAAGCUUUCCAAUCAAUAAAUGAAUCAGAGCCCUUGACUUUUAAAAAAUAACCAUUUUCUUUGUUCCGCAUUCAAGCCUCAGUGGCCUAUAAAGUUCAUGAUGCUUUUUAAAUUUACGAUCUUUGUAUACAUUUAUGGAUUAAGGAAAUUGCAGACAAACAUCUGAAAAAGACUUUGGGUCUAAUUACGCUACGUUAAAACUGCAAUGACAUUGAUUUUUUAGAGAUGAUUCCUACCGCUUGCUUGCUUGCUUUGCAUAUUGGGUAAUUUCUUCAAAUAUUGAUCUAUUCGGAGAAAAACAUUCUGAUUAAGUUUUAAGGUCCUUUGUUCUUGUCCAUUACUAUGGGAUGAAUGUGCAGUAAAAAGCAUCAUUUCUUUAAAAUUUAUCCAGACAUGUUGUCACAUUCAAUGUUGUGAUGUUUCGUCUUCGUGUUCCGUGUGUAGUAUAGGAUUGUGAUGUCCGAAUGCUGAUGUUAAGUGGUUAAGGAGUGAGAAACAUCUAUUAGGAAUUGAUUAUAGAUCUGAAUACAGUUUUGCAAUGUUAAAUGUCUAGAUUUAAAUGGGAAAACAUGGAAUUAACAAUACUGUAGGAUUGAUUGAGUCCUGCAUUGGUUUGAAUAUUUAGAUAAACGUACAUUUUUUUAUUACAAUACUGUGACAGAGGCAAAUAAUAUUUAUUUAAUUCCAAUGGGGAAGCAGAAAACAAUUUCUUUGGAACAAAACAGGAUUAAUUUUCAAAUCUGGUACAAUAACAUAAUUCGACAAAGUUAAUAACAAUAAAAAUAAUGAGUUGUUGAUAAAUAACAUAGAAGAGACAAUAUUAAAGUCGUGUUAAAAUAUCAACUUUUCCAAUUCUGGAAUUUGUGUUAAAUUAAUUCAUAAUUGGUAUUGGACAGACUGUUGGAUGAAAUGAAAAGUAGACCUAUUUUGAAAAUUAAAUAUAGUUAUUCCAGAGCUUUGUCUAAAUGACAAUAAAUUCAUGAAUGAUGGAGCAAAGCAAGUGAUAUAUAUAUAUAUAUAGUGAAAGUUUGAUAAAAAUAACAUAAUUGAUGAACUGAGAGCUAAAGACAUGUUAUAAUGUAAAAAACCACAGGAUAAAAAAAAUUAAAUCAGAAAGACAAACUAUAAAAAGAAUCAUGCUCUAGUGAUUCCUAACUCAAGACUGUAGAUAAAGGGUUUACAUGAUGACAGAUAAAAUAAACAUAUUGAUCAGGAUGAAUAUGAGGGAAAGAACAUCUGGUUGUAAUUAAUGAUUGGUCAGUUAAUUAAUUACAGUAUCUUGGACCCUAGGGGGUGCAGAUUGAAAGGAUUGCAGGGGUAGUGAAAGAUGAUAGAGACAUUUAUAACUAUGCAGAUAGAAAAAGACUGGUUUUAUUAACUGAAAGCGUUUUUUGUGGAAGAUUCCAAGAAACAGUUAAAUUCUAAAUGGAAUAUUAAAAAAAAAAUAAACUGAUUUUCAUCAUUAAAAGUGCGGAUAUGUUUUAACAUUUACAUAAUUGAUAUAGUUGAAUGUUUGACAGUUAAACUUUGAUAAUGUUGAAAGGUCAACGGAAUAUGAACAAACGGUUAAAUGUUAUUACAUGAAAUUGAUGUAAUUGAAAAAUCAUAUUUCUACAUUUCCCUAGAGUGCCUCGUUAACUGAUAAAUUUCACAAUAGAGUGGUAGAGUCAUUGAUGAUUUAAUGAAGUGGUGAUAUCCUGUGGGAGGCCCCACAUUUAUUACACACACAUUCACAGCAGCCUAUUUUACGUGUGUUGUUCUACAGUAGUUUGUCAGACUUUGUAAAGUGAUACUACACACUAAACAUACUGGAUGCUGAUUGCUCCUCAGACAUUCUGAACUCCUUGGCUCUUUUGGUUUAUUUUGAGGGAAGUAUCUAGAGGCACUAUUCAGUAGAGAAUGAGAGUUGAUGGGAUAUACAGCAACAAAGAAUGGGGGAAAAUGCCGGCCACACACUAUAAUCCUUCUGGCACCGGUUACAAUAGUUACAAAUAUGACACUGGACAAACCUCUUACCAAAGCUCAUAUCGUAGUCGAUUUCUUCAAGACCAGAAAGAUACAAGUGAACAGGGAACAUGCAUUGCAGACGACGACGAUGGUCACCUGAUAUAUCAAGCGGGAGACUUGCUACAAGCUAGAUAUGAAGUGGCAUCCACCUUAGGAGAAGGAACUUUUGGAAAAGUUGUCGAAGUCAAAGAUGUGCACAGAAAUCAGGAACAUAUUGCCUUGAAGAUCAUCAAAAACAUAGAAAAGUACAGAGAGGCCGCCAAACUAGAAAUCAAUGUCUUAGAAAAAAUACGGGAAAAAGAUCCUGAAGGAAGAUACCUAUGUGUUCAGAUGAUGGAAUGGUUUGACUACCAUGGUCACAUGUGUAUAGCUUUUGAUAUGUUAGGUCUCAGUGUAUUUGAUUUUCUGAAAGAUAAUCAUUAUAUACCUUAUCCAUUAGAUCAAGUACGACACAUAGCAUAUCAACUGUGUUACGCAGUAAACUUUUUACAUGAAAACCACCUCACACAUACAGAUCUGAAACCAGAAAAUAUAUUAUUUGUAAACUCUGAUUUUACCGGUGUAUUUAAUCCUAAAAAGAAAAGAGAUGAGAGAACAGUUAAAUGUACAGACAUUCGGUUGAUAGAUUUUGGUUCAGCUACAUUCGAUCACGAACACCAUAGUACUAUAGUAUCAACAAGGCAUUACAGAGCUCCUGAAGUUAUAUUAGAACUUGGCUGGGCUCAACCUUGUGAUGUGUGGAGUAUAGGGUGUAUUAUAUUUGAAUUAUAUACUGGUUUUACAUUAUUUCAAACACAUGAUAAUAAAGAACAUUUAGCUAUGAUGGAGAGAAUAUUAGGAACGUUACCGUACAGAAUGAUAAAGAAGACAAAAGUACCAGACUUGUUCUGGCAUGGGCGACUUGAUUGGGACCCGACAACCAAUGCAGGCCGUUAUGUCAGAGAAAAUUGUAGGCCUCUUUAUAGUUAUAUAAGAGACAAGGGCAGCGAACAUCGACAGGUACUUGAAAUUAUUGAAAUGAUGCUAGAAUUCAUGCCAACAGACAGAAUGAAACUCAAAGAUGCCAUGAAACAUCCAUUCUUUCGUCCCGUUAAAAAACAACACCCUAACAGAUACCCUGAAUACACUCCAACACCUGACAGGGAAGCCAAACCCACCAAAUCAAGGAGAUCGUCACGAAUUGUAGAGGAAGUUAAGGAAGAGGAGGCACGAGCCAAAGCCGAAGAAAAAAAGGCAGAUGCAGCAUGUGCCAUGCAAUGUGAUGAUGAUAAUCUGGCCCCUCAGUUGUCUAUCGAUGAAAAAGAUGUUGAUGAUGUUCGGUAUGAGCACAUUUUGAAAGAUGAGGAAGCUCGGACAAAAAUUGAUAGUGAGCGUAGCCCGAUACAACAUGGCAUCAAUCUUCCAGCUCUAGAGGAGGAAAAAUCACGUUCUGAGCCAAAGAUUUUGAACAAUUUAAAACCACCAAAAAAGUUUGACGAUGAAGAAAAAGAGAAACCAAAAUCAGAAGAAACAUGUAAAACAAGGUCAAGAGACAUUUUUGAUACUGAGAUGAAUUUGUUAAAUAUGAAAUUACGACAUAUCAAAGAAGAAUUUCAGAUGGAAUCAAAAUCAGAUCCAAAAAAUGUGGAAGCUGCCUCUGCCAGUAAAAAUGUGUGGAAAAAAGAAGAAGAAAAUAAACCAAUUGUGGAAAAACCAAAACAUCAAAAGUUGAGUGAUGCAUCAAUGGUAGAGGCAAAUCUUACUCCAACACAGAUGGUCAGGCAAUGGCUACAGACUCCGACAGUAGGGGGAAAAUCAGACAAAAGUCCUCAAGGUUCUAUCAGUCCUGCUGUAGCAAGGAAGGACUUGGCCCACAUGAGAAGUUCUUGUAGUCCAUCAAGUUCUAAAGACGAUGAACAAGGGAAUGCUGACGACACAUCAUCAAGGAGGAGAAAUAGACGACAUCGGCAGGACGCGCAAGCUGAAUCUUUCGACAAUGAGGAGGCGACAGAUCUUGAUGCCAGACUUGAAGCACGACGAGCUGCUCGACUAAAGAAGAAUACAGAUAGUCAAGAUGUCUCUCAAACGUCUCAAACUUCUAGCUUAGAUGAUACUGAGGCAAGCGAGACUAGAGAGCAGAGAGCAGCAGCAAGACGACUCCGUAGAAAUAAAAAGGUAGUGGAGCAAGAACCACCUACAGAACCUAAAAAAAAUGAGAUCAGUAUGAGAAGUAUAUUUGACUUUUUCAAAAAAACAACCCCCGAACCCAUCAAACUAUAUCCUGAUUUAUUUGUGGAUCACUGUCCCAAAGAAAAGAGUGCUUCAGUUAAAACUGACAAAUUGGAAAACUCAGAAUCGACAAAUCCGUUGUCCAUAGAAUGUAAAACAAAUUGUGAUAAUACAGCUGAAGAAAUGGAAGCCAGAACAGAUGAUGCCACAGAGACGCUGGAUACCACAUUUGUGGAAGAAAAUAGACCUGUGGCAGCUAAUGUUGAGGAAAGCGGACUUGUGGCCGUUGAGGCUACUAUUGUAGAAAAUGGACCCAUAGAAGACACUUCAUUGAUAUCUGUGGCUGUGGAGGCGACUGUUGAAGAAAACAGACCUACAGAAGACACUUCAUUGAUAUCUGUGACUGUGGAGGCUGAUGUUGAGGAAAAUGGACCUACAGUAGACACAACUUUGAUAUCAGUGGAUGAGGUGGACAAUAAUGUGACAUUGACAGAAGAAAACAAUUCCAGGGUCGAACCGCAAAAUGAUAUCACAGUUGUUGAGGGAAACGAAUCUAAGGAUAAUAUUGAAAACAGUGACAAUGUUUCUGCUAGCGCUUUCAUGUGUGUGCCAACACAAAUUAUAAAAUUUCCUGGAUCUCUACAAACUGAAGACUCUGUGGAUAGCUAAUGGUUUUCAUUCGUUACAUUCGACAGCCUGAGAAUCCAGAACAUCAAGAAUUUUUCGAUUUCAUCAGCUCCAUGUUAAUGUAUGACCCUACGGAGCGUAUCUCAUUACCCGAGGCUUUCAGACAACCUUUUUUCUCCCCCUACUUCAGAACAGACCAAGCCACAGACAAUGACAAUGGUGAACGAGACAGGUCACAUAGUACCAGUAGAUGACUAUAGGGAAC